AAUUACAAUGUCACUGCAAAUCAUCAGCAUCAUUCAUCCGAUUCCGAUUAAAUUUUAACGUACAUAUCACAGGAAAUGUCAAAAUGAACCUUCGAUCCCUAUCACUUGCAUCACGACACCUUUGUUAUAUGUAUGAAACACGUAACAAACCAUAUAAAUAGGCACAUACAGCUAGUUCGUGUUCAUUCAUGUGAUCAGGUGCUGAUAAUGUAUAGAAUACUUUUUUGUGGUCUACUGGCCUUGGUCGUGCAUGGUCAAAGGGAUCAGAUGAUUGGUCCUGGGCUAUGGAAUAUCCUUAACAUCUACAAGUAUGAAGGUGAAGGGCAGGACGAGUUCUACCUGGACUACGACAUAGUGAAGAGACGCCUGAACCGCACCCAUGAAGGGUACAACAUCUCCUGCGACCUGCAGAAAGACUUCGAUGACUCUCAUGCGAUGCAUAUAGAUAUAUGCAAAAAGGUCGAUGGUGGAUGCAAGCCCUAUCAAAUAUUAGAUGAUGACAGCGUGGUGCACUUCAUAGAGCAGCACUCUAAAGAAAACCUGGAAAACUUACUCACUGCUGCAGGUGUAGACCCGCCGGAGUUCCCUAUUCCCAAGGGCAAGUACACAGUGAAUAACUUCAUUAUCGACUACUGCGAUCUCCCGCCCAAUGGACCGUACGGGGAGUACGAGGCUGUAGCCUGCAUCAUGAAGGACGCUGUGAAAGCUUUAUGCGUGGUCACCAAUGUGGAAUUCGUCGAAGACGAUGACGACGUGUGUGGGAGAAAUGAUUAAUAAGUUUUAUAUUUAUAAUUGCGAUAUUUCCACGACAGCAGGAUGAAAUGGUUUAAAUUUAUAUAAUGAGAAUUUAAAAUUAAAUAGUAUUUAAGCCCGACCAGAAAAAUUUAAAAGCGCGUUAUGUUGUAGUACACUUUGGAAUUAACUUCUUGUACGUUAAAACGAAGUAGCAAAAAUGGCGGCUCCAAACCAGGUUAUUAUUUCCUAGUCAGGCUGUUAUACGUGCUUAUUAUUUGUUUCAACUCCAAUUCAUUUCAUACUUUUGUUUCUGUUCAAUUAUGACGUUACUAAAAAAAUUAUGGAUGGCGGUUAACAUUUGGUUCAUUUUAUCGUCAAAAAUCUACACCGUUACUGUGGUCUUGUAUAAAAUUAUAUAUUGUCCGAAACGUGUCUUAACGCCUGUCAAGUUCUCUUUAAAUUAACAUAUUUGAUUCUGGUUUGUAUUUAUAUUUCUACUAGGUGACCCGACAGACGUUGUCCCGUCU
Molecule: messenger RNA, 1262 nt
Organism: Manduca sexta (tobacco hornworm)
Lineage: Eukaryota; Metazoa; Arthropoda; Insecta; Lepidoptera; Sphingidae
Exons: 4
Coding region: 133-774 (213 amino acids)
Source: RefSeq, a predicted model, not a curated record